Fonsecaea erecta is the source of this 1113-nucleotide messenger RNA. RefSeq names its product protein disulfide-isomerase domain. The record is from RefSeq and is a predicted model, not a curated record. The transcript is spliced from 2 exons. Gene Ontology annotation, biological process: protein folding. Gene Ontology annotation, molecular function: protein disulfide isomerase activity. The coding region runs from base 1 to 1113 and encodes 370 amino acids. Gene Ontology annotation, cellular component: endoplasmic reticulum. Lineage: Eukaryota; Fungi; Ascomycota; Eurotiomycetes; Chaetothyriales; Herpotrichiellaceae.
AUGGUGCAAUUCCGCUCGCUCCUCCCGUGGGCCACACUUGCCCUGCCCCUCCUCACGGCGGCCUCAGACGUGGUCAACCUGAUCCCCUCAAACUUCGACACGGUCGUCUUUGAGUCGGGCAAGCCUGCCCUCGUCGAGUUCUUCGCCCCGUGGUGCGGCCACUGCAAGAACCUCGCUCCCGUAUAUGAGGAGCUGGCCACCGCCUUCGCCACCUCCGGGAACAAGGUGACCAUUGCAAAUGUCGAUGCGGACAAGCACAAAGACCUCGGCAAGAGAUUUGGUGUUCAGGGAUUUCCAACCUUGAAGUGGUUCGAUGGGAAGCCCGGCUCGGAGCCAGAGGACUACAAUGGCGGCAGGGAUCUGGAGAGUUUGACGGCGUUCGUGACGGAGAAGUCUGGCGUCAAGGCCAAGGGGCCGAAGAAGGCACCGAGCCACGUUGAAAUGUUGACGGAUACAACAUUCCAAUCUGAAGUCGGUGGGGAUAAGGAUGUUUUGGUGGCGUUUACGGCACCUUGGUGUGGACACUGCAAAUCCCUUGCACCGACAUGGGAGAAGCUCGCCACCGACUUCGCCAACGAGCCCAACGUUCUGAUCGCCAAGAUCGACGCGGAAGCCGAGAACGCGAAGGCCACCGCCCAGUCCCAGGGCAUCACGGGCUACCCGACCAUCAAGUUCUUUCCCAAGGGCUCCACCGAGCCAGAAACCUACAGCGGCGCCCGGAGCGAAGAGGCCCUGGUGGACUUUGUCAACUCCAAGGCCGGCACCUACAGAGUUCCCGGCGGUGGGUUGAACUCGCAGGCUGGGACGAUCGAAGUCAUUGACACCCUGCUCGCCAAAUACGUCACGUCCAACGGUUUGAAGGACAUCGAACAAGCGACGGCUGAGAUCAAGAAGGCCGCGAACAACCUGAAGGACACCUCUGCCGACUACUAUCUGCGAGCCCUGUCCAAGUUGACCGGCAACCCGGAGUACGCAAUGAAAGAACAGACCCGACUGGCGGGUCUGUUGAAGAAGGGCGGCUUGGCCCCGGAGAAGAUCGAUGAUUUGCAGAAGAGGAGCAACAUCCUGGCCAAAUUCCUGGUCAAGGAGCCGGAGGACAAGACCGAGUUGUAA